CGCAAAUUUUGCAGGCUGCUGAGAAGAAGAUUGUAGCAUAUCACGAGGCAGGGCAUGCCAUAUCGGGCUGGUUUCUUGAACAUGCGAAUCCUCUCAUGAAAGUGUCGAUAAUCCCCCGAGGAAAGGGUCUCGGCUAUGCACAGUACUUUCCGAAGGACGAAUAUUUGCAAUCCCGAGACCAGUUGUUGGACAGAAUGUGCAUGCUGUUGGGGGGAAGGGUGUCAGAACAAAUUCAUUUUGGGCGAGUGACCACUGGGGCUCUCGACGACCUCCAGCAAGUCACCAAAUUGGCCUAUUCCCAAAUUUGCAUGUUUGGGAUGAGUGACCGAGUUGGCAAUGUGUCCUUCGUCGUGGAUAACCAAGCUGUCAAUAAACCGUUUAGUGAGGAAACAGGCAAGAUCAUUGAUGAGGAGGUUCGGUCGCUGAUUCAGUCCGCCUACGACCGGACAUAUUCACUACUUGAGAAGCACGGGGAGAGUGUGAUUAAGGUUUUUUCUGUCCUUUAUUUUGAGGUGGCUGAGAAGUUGAUAGAGCAGGAAGUUUUGACCAAGAAGGACUUGACUGAUUUGAUCGGCAAACGACCGUUUCCAGAGCAGUCGACUUAUGAAGAAUUUGUAGAAGGGACAGGUCUGGAUUGUUUUGUUAGUUCGAGGGUCGUUUGAGGAAAAUGAGGAAUUGCCUCUUGGACUUAAAGACUGGAACAAG
Octopus sinensis (East Asian common octopus) is the source of this 705-nucleotide messenger RNA. RefSeq names its product AFG3-like protein 1. NCBI's taxonomy places the organism in Eukaryota, Metazoa, Mollusca, Cephalopoda, Octopoda, Octopodidae. The coding region runs from base 96 to 662 and encodes 188 amino acids. Gene Ontology annotation, molecular function: ATP binding; metalloendopeptidase activity; ATP-dependent peptidase activity. The record is from RefSeq and is a predicted model, not a curated record. Gene Ontology annotation, cellular component: m-AAA complex. Gene Ontology annotation, biological process: protein-containing complex assembly; mitochondrial protein processing. The transcript has a single exon.